CUGCAGAAUCCGUUGCGUCAUGCUCCUUGACGUUUUGGACUUUGUCCAUGAACAAAAUCAUUAAUUCAUGUCAUUUUACAUAAUUGAGGAAAGGUUUAGCUCUUCCUGUUUGUCACAGAUAGAUGAGAACUGCAAGAUAUGAUAAUGGGGGGAUUAUAUAAUGUCUGUUCAGCAGGGAUGUUUAGACUCAGAGCAUCAUUAGGGGUGCAGACCACAGCUCUCGUUCAGGUCCAAAAAUCAGUUGGACUCAACAUGGAGACUGCUGUAUUUAAUUUCUGGCUCCUUUUCCUGCUCUUCAGCCCAACAGUUCCCAUGUGUUUACCCACAGACUUCACCCUGUAUGUGGAGAAGCCAGAGUGUGACUAUUGUGUGGCCAUCAACACGACCAUCUGCAUGGGAUUUUGCUACUCAAGGGACAGCAACAUGAAGAGCAUACGCUUCCCUAUCCAGAGAGGCUGCACCUAUGACAGGGUGGAAUACCACAGCGCCAUACUGCCAGGCUGUCCCAUCGACUCCAACCCUGUCUUCACCUACCCUGUGGCUCUUAGCUGCCACUGUGGGGCCUGCAGGACUGACAGCGACGAGUGCACACACAGAACCAGUGCGGACAGAGUAAAGUGCAGCAAACCAGUCACACGUAUCUACCCUUUUCCUGGUCAGAGCAACUACAUGACACCUUUCUGACCCUUUUUAUUUUGUUCUCAAUCUUUCCUUUGUUGUGAAUACUGUAUCUACUGCUGUCUGCAAUGUCUCCACUGUUACGUAUUGUACCAACUGGUUUUAUUGUUCGUUUGUUGGCCAGCAUGUCUGUGCUGUUCUCAGUUUACAAAUGGGAUUCACCCUGGUGUGUAUUUCUGAUACAUCACAAUGGCAAUGUACCCUCUUGUAUACCCUGAUGUGUUUGUGUGUACUACUCAAUUAAAGGUGAAGUCUCUAAAUAGC
Molecule: messenger RNA, 942 nt
Organism: Solea senegalensis (Senegalese sole)
Lineage: Eukaryota; Metazoa; Chordata; Actinopteri; Pleuronectiformes; Soleidae
Gene: tshba
Product: thyroid stimulating hormone subunit beta a
Exons: 3
Coding region: 139-684 (181 amino acids)
Biological process (GO): G protein-coupled receptor signaling pathway
Cellular component (GO): extracellular region; cytoplasm
Molecular function (GO): hormone activity
Source: RefSeq, a predicted model, not a curated record